Molecule: messenger RNA, 1395 nt
Organism: Nicotiana tabacum (common tobacco)
Lineage: Eukaryota; Viridiplantae; Streptophyta; Magnoliopsida; Solanales; Solanaceae
Source: RefSeq, a predicted model, not a curated record
CAGAUUUAAACAUCAUUCAAGUUGUUUCAGUCAUUCAGCUAUUCCCUGUGGUUAUUGUAGAAGUUGUUGGAUUUUGGAAUUCAUCUUAUAAUGACAUGAGGGUUCAUAAUUAAUUAUUUGCAAUGUUACAGCCUGUAUUUCUAAUUUCAGUAGCUAUUGAUCUCAAAUUUGCAAUUAAUUAAAACUUCCUCCCUAUGAGUAGUAUAUCGUGAUUUAUGAAUGCACUGUUCAAUUAAUUUAGUUCAAGCUAAUAUCACUGCUUCAGAUGGAGUGUUAAUGCAACGAAUUAGUCCUAUAAUAUGUUUAUUCAUAUCUUGAUAUUUGAACCUUGUAUAAUUGUUGCUAAUUGUUGUUACUUAAUUACUAGUUUUCAAACUCACUCUUGGUUUGUCCAUGGUAAGAAUUUGGUAAAUACCUAUCAUGUUCGGUCAUUUGGUCGUAAACAGCGUGUUGGAUAUAUCUAUCUGUUGCGCCUAAUUUUAUAUGGGUUAUGGAAAUCUUAGAAUUAUCCGGACCACAAAAGAUGAGCCUUGGCUUAAUCUCUUGAAAUAAUAUGACUGCUACGUCCUCUUUUAUUAAUGAAACUUCUUAAAAUGCUAGCUUUCAUUUAGGUUCAAGUAAUGGAGUCCGUUGGGAAUCUCAAACACCUUACUAAGCCUUGAACAUUUCUGCACUUUCAUCCAAAUUGGUGAAUCGGAAUGACGUCCAAGCCCAACAAGUAAAACACCCGUAUUCCCUGGGGACAAUCAUCAGCAAAUCGGUUCGCCGCUAUAGAUGGAGCGGGAAGUGAUAGAAGCAGAGCUAGUACUGCCAACUCACAUGACAUUCAAGAAGAUUCAGAUGUACGACAAGUACCCUAAAGGACAGGCUAGAGGCCGUCAUUGGAAGCAUCUCAAGCAGAUCAUUCAAGCUGAAAAUUACGAAAAUUAUCCUCCUGACUUACCUACUUAUGUUAACAUUGAAUCACCACCUUCUAUGCAUCCAUGCAAAAAGAUAUGCGACGUAACAGGAUUCGAGGCACCAUAUUUUGACCCACGAACUAAACUCCGUUAUGCUAACACCGAGGUUUUCAAGAUAAUAAGAUCGCUUCCUAAUGACUAUGUUCAGAGGUAUUUGGCUCUCAGAAAUGCAGUUGUUAUUUUGAAAUAGGUGCAGUACGAGAAAUAGAUAGUUGUUAACUUAGGUGGAAAGUAGAGUACGUUUGAAGUUCUAGUUUCUGAAUGCUCAGUGCAUAAGUGUAUUUUUAGAUUUGUACUAAAAGAAGAAAUCAAAAGGCCUAGUUUUGUUAGAUCUCUUAAAUUUGUUUGCGAUUGUGGCGUUUUAUUUGUGUUGAAAUCAAUCUUGUUUCUUAGAGGAUUAUAUGGAGUAUUACUAGAAGGUCCAUCUAUUUCUUUU